This is a messenger RNA of Parnassius apollo (apollo), 894 nucleotides long. The record is from the annotation of a GenBank genome assembly. Lineage: Eukaryota; Metazoa; Arthropoda; Insecta; Lepidoptera; Papilionidae.
AUGCGUAAAAACAAAAAGUCCGAUAAUUUAACUAAAGACAGAGAGUUAAAAGAAACUGAUAACGAAAAUGUCAAAAAUCCUAAUAAAAUGGAGAGGGAAAAUAAUAAUAUCGCUAAACGUAGUCAGAAAGAAAUAGAAUCAAAAAGACCUGCUAACACUCAAAAUCAAAACGAUACUAACAGAGAAAGAUCUGGCAACACCGUGCAAUCAACAAACUUAGCGGAUAAGUUAAAUAUGAAAACCGUCAAAGAAAAUGUACAUACAAGUACCAAAGGUAAACAAGUUUUAGAACAAACCGAAGUAAAACAUAAGACCGAUAAACCUAAAAAUAAAAAUACGCUUCAAGGUAACGAUGAUAAUAAAAAAGAAAAAAAUGUGGCCAAGGACAAAAUUGUAUCCAAACCUGUUAAAAAUAUCGCAAAUGAUAAAGUUCAGAUGUUUAAUAAAACGAAAUCCUUAAAAGAAACCGUUGUGGAGAAACCUAAGAACAUUGAAAACCAACCAAUCAAUGGUGGCAAGGAAGCUACCACAAAACAUCAUACAUUAUCUGGCAACACAGUAAAUGCAAAAGGUUUAAGAAACCAUCAAAAUAAACCAAAAGCUUCUAUUACAAAAUCAAUGAAUAGCAGGUUCAUCAAAGCUCCCAAAUUUGAUAAACGUAAUCCUAAUUUGCAGACGUCGUCGAAAAUACCGCAAACCACCAAGAAGUCGUCGAGCGCCGAGAAUAUACUGAAGAAGAAUCCUUUGAGGAUCAGUCCCAGAAAGAACCUAACAAAAUUCAACACAAUGUCAUCUCUAAACAGCAGCAUCUGGAGCAGUCGGAGCAGUACAAGAAUAGUUAACACGAAUAUACCAAGAUUAGUGAAAAAGCCCAUAUCGAAGACAAAGUCAUAA